Lactuca sativa (garden lettuce) is the source of this 3150-nucleotide messenger RNA. NCBI's taxonomy places the organism in Eukaryota, Viridiplantae, Streptophyta, Magnoliopsida, Asterales, Asteraceae. The record is from RefSeq and is a predicted model, not a curated record.
AUGUUGUCUAAUAGAGAAUGGAUGUACACAAAGAGACUCGAUAAUCGUCGUUUGUUUAAUCCACAAUGGCCACAUUAUGUUAAUUUGUUUUUGGAUUUUGCUUAUGCGAACGCAACAAACAUCCAACAUAUCAUUAGGGAAGGGGUGGAAGUUUUUGAAAUUAGAUGUCCGUGUGCGAAAUGCAAAAAUAUUUAUUACCUUCCGAGAGAAUUAGUUUUUAGCCAUCUUGUUAACCGAGGCUUCAUGAAUGGUUAUACACAAUGGUAUUUACAUGGAGAAAAAUAUCCAACACUAGAGAUAGGUCAAUGUUCAAACCCAAUUUCACCUCAACACGUGGGUCCAAGUUCGAAUAUUGAAACAGUUCAACACAUUAAUAACGAUUUUAGUGAUUAUCAUAGAUACGAGGAGAUGGUUAUCGAUAGCAUGCACCAACCUGAGGCUUCGUAUUAUCAACAAACACCACAACAUCCAAAUCUUGAAGCCCAAAAUUUUUAUAAAGUUUUGAAACAAGCGAGUGAGCCUUUAUGGGACGGGUGUACAAAAACUUCCACACUCUCUGCCACCACUAGAUUAUUGGAUUGGAAAUCCCAAUCUAAUGUUUCAGACACGUCAUUUGAUACACUUCUUUCAAUUGUUAAAGACAUUCUACCAACUGGCGAGAAGCUUCCUAAUAGCUUCUACGAGACCAAGAAAAUGUUGAAGCCACUAAAAUUGCCUUUAGAACGGAUUCAUGUAUGUAUAAACCAUUGCAUGCUAUUCAGGGGCCAGUUUGCUGAUUUGGAUCAUUGUGCAGUAUGUGGAGAAAAUAGAUACAAAGCCAAAGGGAGAAAGGUUCCUAAUUUGGUCAUGACUUACAUGCCGAUUGGACCGAGACUCCAAAGGCUCUUCUAUUCAAGGAAGACGGCCAAAUAUUUAACUUGGCAUGCAGAUCAUUUAGUAGAUCCAGAAAAGAUGAUACAUCCCAGUGAAGGUGAAGCAUGGAAUCAUUUUGACAGAAAAUUUCCUGAUUUUGCAAAUGAGAAGCGCAACAUACGUCUCGGGUUGUGCACUGAUGGGUUUAGUCCUAAUAAUUCAAACACGACUCCCUAUUCGUGUUGGCCAGUGUUUCUCACUGUUUACAACCUACCCCCUUGGUUGGCUUUUAAACAUCAAUACAUACAACUUCCAUUGAUUAUUCCUGGGAAGAAGAGUCCCGGACAGAAUUUGGAUGUUUUUUUACAACCUUUGGUGGACGAGUUGAAGAUGUUGUUCACAGAUGGCAUUGAAACUUAUGACGCUCAUCGAAAGACCAAUUUUCAGAUGAAGGUUGUACUUCUAUGGACAGUUAGUGACUUCCCUGCUUAUGCAAUAUUGUCCGGAUGGAGCACUCAUGUUAAUUUCUUAAAAGGCAAGAAAGUGAAGGGUCAUGAAGUGCCUGUUCCAUACCCAACCAGAGAAUAUAUUUGGGAGAAAAUCCAACAUUUUCCCACUGUAUACAACGGUACUCCCUAUGGUCCAAAUUAUAUAAAACCAAAAGGUUUUGGUAUUACACAUAACUGGGUAAAGAAGAGCAUCUUUUGGGAGCUUCCAUAUUGGCGUCACCUGUUGAUCCGACACAACCUCGAUUUGAUGCAUGUUGAGAAGAAUUUUUUUGAAAAUAUGUUUCAUAUUUCGAUGGGUACCCCAAAGUCCAAAGACAAUAUGAAGGCAAGAGAGGAUAUUGAGAUGCUAUGUGACCGACCUAUACUAAACCCCAUUAGGGACAACAAUAGGAAGCCUAGGAAGAACCCUGGAAAGUACACAUUGACAAAGGAACAAGUUAAAAAAGUAUGUGAUUGGUUGAAAGAACUAAAAUUUCCUGACGGAUAUGCAUCAAAUAUAGGUAAUUGUGUAAACACCAAAGAUUACAGUUUUUAUGGUUUCAAAAUCCAUGACUGUCAUGUGUUUACGCAACGGUUGCUUCCCCUAGCUAUAAGAGGUUUUGUUCCAACAAAGAUAUAUGAGGCCGUAUCAGAGAUAUCCAUGUACUUUCGAGUAUUGUGCUCGAAAACGUUGCAUCUUCAGGACUUGUUCGAUAUGAAACGUUGUAUUGUUCAGACCAUGUGCAAGUUGGAGCAAAUAUACCCUCCUAGCUUCUUUGAUUCCAUGGAACACCUGGUCAUACAUUUAGCUGAUGAAGCUAUUGUUGGUGGUCCGGUACAUUACAGAUGGAUGUACCAAUACGAGAGGAAACUGGGCAUAAUUAAAAGAAGAAUCAGGAACAAAGCACGAGCUGAGGGUUCAAUAGUCAAUGAACAUCUAGUGAAUGAACUUGCUACCUAUUGUUCGUUAUAUUUUGACCCGACGAUUGAGACACGCCGUAAUCGAGAAGCACGGAAUUUUGCACCACAAAGUCACAGGUUUUCGAGUGGUGGAGCUCCACUUAGCAUCUUUGUCGUCCCAUCAAGAAGAUUAUAUGAAAAAAGUGGAAAACGAAAACCCUUAAGUGAUAAAGUCCUUCACAAGGCGCACACUUACAUAUUACUUAAUUGUAAAGAAGUUAACCCUUACAUCAUCGAGUUUGAUGAAAUGGUCAUAAGAACGAAUCCAAAUGAAUCAGUUUCUGAUUUAAGAGAUAAAUACUUUGGUGAAUGGUUUGAGGACAGAAUAAUGUAUAAGACACUCGAUGGAAGUGCUAGACACUUAGAAGUUAUAGCUACGAAACCAUCGAGACAUGCUUAUUUUCAUAAUGGGUAUUUUGUAAAUGGUUAUAAGUUCCACACUCAACAAUACGGCGAGGGUCGUGCGACAAAAAACUUUGGAGUAUGUGUUAGAGGGGAGACGUAUAAUGCCGAACAAGAGUCAGACUACUAUGGCAUAUUGCAAGAGAUCUUAGAGAUUGAGUAUUAUAGCAGCGGACCGUCGACUGUUGUACUGUUUAAUUGUAUUUGGUUUGAUAACAAAGACGGUGUAAUAGUCAACAAAAACAAGUUGGUUGAUGUCAAACCCAAUCCCCACAAACGGGUCCUAGGGUUCAAUUUAACAGAAUCAGGGCUAUUUUGUGUAUUGACAUGGCUUAUAAUGGCUUUCUCAGCCAAUCUUGGAGGCUGGAUAGUUGACACUCCUCUGACCAAAGGGAUGUCUGUGACUACAGUAAUGCAAUCAAUUGGAUUUCUUGGACCUGCAUUUUGA